CUCCAAAGGCUAGCCUCGACAUCUCCUGGCGUCCAUGAACAAUCUCUGAUGCGGGGGAAGACGGGGAGAUUGUAAGUCAAGGUAGGUGUGGGUGAUUGACAGUUCCAUCUCAUCACUCCUCCACUCCCUCCACUCCCAAAGACCUCCUCGAGUGCCAGAAUGUCCUACACAGCCAAGCACCUAUCCACAGGCGCCCAAUACCAACGCUCUUCCAUCCUCAUCAACCCCCAUCGUCAAACCACAGCAACACCGCAUGACCACCAAAAGGCGAACCCAGAUCUCGACUCUUUCCACCGCACACUCCCUCACGCAGGAGAAACAACCCUCCACAGUCUCCCAUCCCUAGCAACCUCCCUCGGCCUCUCCCACGUCUUCGUCAAAGACGAAUCCACACGCUUCGGCCUCCCCUCUUUCAAAAUCCUCGGCGCCUCAUGGGCCAUCCACCGCGCCGUGUGCGCCCAACUCGCACUCCCCACAUCCCUCUCGACCACAGACCUCGCAGCCAAACUCCAGCAGCGCAACGAGCACAACGUGCGUCUCGUCACUUGCACCGAGGGCAACUGGGGUCGUGCCUGUGCUCGGAUGGCGAAGUACUUGGCCAUUCCCAUUACGGUCUACGUCCCGGCUUUUAUGAACGAGUACACGCGAAACUUGAUCCGCGGUGAGGGUGCGGACGUGAGGGUAUUGGAGGGCGGGAGUUACGACGAUGCCAUUGCUGCUGUGCAGAAGGACUCAGAGGCUACUGGUGCAACGAUGGUGAUGGAUACGAGUUGGGAGGGGUACACCGAAUUCCCUCAAUGGGUAACCGAAGGAUACAGCACCUGCCUCAACGAAACCGACCGACAGAUCGCAGCCCAAACAAACAACAAACCCGCCACACUCGCCAUCGCCUCCGUCGGCGUCGGCUCCUGGGCCCACGCCGUAGCAUCGCACUACACAACCCUCAACCCCCCAACAAAAAUCAUAACCGUCGAGUCCGAAGCGGCGCCCAGCUUCAAAGAAAGCCUACACAGCGGCCACAUCACGCCUCUCGAAACGGGAGACACAGUCAUGAACGGCAUGAACUGCGGCACGACGUCGCUCAGCGCGUGGCCUGUGCUGCGAGACGGGGUGUACGCUGCGGUGACGGUGACGGAUCGCGAGGCGCAUCGGGAGGUGCAGUUUUUGCAGGCGCAGGGCGUGAAUGCUGGGCCUUGUGGAGCGGCGACGUUGGCGGCGCUGAGGAAGGUGUGUGCGGAGAUUGAUGUCAAGGAGAUGCGGGAAGCGGUGGUGGUGUUGUUUAGUACAGAGGGAACGAGGGAGUACGAAGUCCCGACGUGACUUUUUCACGAAUCGAACGGUGGAAUGAGAACGGCAUCGUGGACAGUGUAAUUGGUUCGGCUUCGCGCUCGAGACUGUCGAUUGCUCAUCUGUACUCAAGAAAGCAAAGCUAUCAGCAAGACGCCUACAGAAGUUAU
This is a messenger RNA of Neohortaea acidophila, 1457 nucleotides long. RefSeq names its product tryptophan synthase beta subunit-like PLP-dependent enzyme. The transcript has 2 exons. The coding region runs from base 160 to 1320 and encodes 386 amino acids. The record is from RefSeq and is a predicted model, not a curated record. Lineage: Eukaryota; Fungi; Ascomycota; Dothideomycetes; Mycosphaerellales; Teratosphaeriaceae.